AUGGCUACUAGUACCACUGGAUCUUCUUCUACGUCGAGUUCCACUUCGACAUCGACAUCCACUUCGAAAAGUUCAAAAUGUACUGGUUCAAGCCAGCAUUGUGAAAAGCCAUCUGAUUCGACUAAUACUACUGCAGUGGUAGUAGCGGUCGUAGUUCCGGUAGUAGUGGUUGGACUGGUAUUGAUAUUCAUUUUGUACAAAGUAUACAAGAGAAACAAGAAGGAAGAACUGGAGGACAAUGAUCCAGACUUUGAUGGUGACGCGGAAUUCUUACCGGAUUUUGGACAAGAGUUUGAGAUGGAACGCAACGUCGAUCCUUCUGGGAUGAGAAUACCCUCAUCAGCUACUCGUGCAUUUUCGGUACAACCAAAUCCUUUCAACGAUGAGACCAAAUCGUUCGCUUAUUCUCAGAGCGCAACAAAUCCAUUCCAACUGCCAACUGUGACCGAUGAUUCCGAAACGUUAAGGAAUUUUGCCAAGACUUUCCAGAAUAGUGAUUUUGAUGGGUACAAACUUGCGACGCGUUCUGCUUCUCAAAUAUCUAUCUCGAGACCCACGUCAGCGGCAGGUGGGUCUGUCCCUAAUAAUGGGAACAUUCAACUGUCGAAUUUGUCAAAGUUCUCCACAGUUUCGAAUGGUAAUAACUCUAACGGUGAUGAUAAGAUUUUGAAGUACAGUGAAAUUGUACAGGAUUCCGGUAGUCCUGCAGACGAGGACGAUGACGAUGACGAAGAGGACUCAAAGGAUAGCGACCUAUACAGUGAGCCUAGCCCUGUUAAAUAUUCCAGAGGAAACGUAACACAAUCUUAUAUUCAUCAAGACCAAGAAGGGUUCCAACCAGAAGUUUCAAUGCAGGAGUCCGAACGCACAUCAGAGGGAAUUCAAUUACAGAAAAAGCCGUUCUUGGAAAAUGAAGAUGAUGUCUACAUUCAACGUGAUGAAGAAGACUCCGAUGAAGAUGUGGCUAGAAUGAAAUCGAUAUAUCAGGUUUAUUUGGAUAGAAACGGUACUGUGAAAACCAUUAGAGAAGGAAAUCCGGUGCCCGAAGGGUUCCAACCGGUUGCAGAGUUACCGAAGGAUGCAUCAAACAUAAUUACUGAGAGCUCCAACUCCAAUGAGCCUACGAAUCCAUCCAAUAUACCUGAAAAUUAUCAAGCCCAACCGCAACAUGAGUAUUACCAGAAUGGCUAUUCUCUUCAGCCGGAAGCCCCACAGUACCCAGAGGAAAAUUAUGGUAGAGGUACUCAAGCUGAUGGCAAUACCCAAUCACAAGAUACAGCAGCGUUUGAAAAUCCUAACUCGAACGCACCAAACCAAUAUUCAGACCCUGCGCCAAGGGUAGCGUCAUCAAUUUAUGACACCCAGUCUCAGUAUCAUAAUGACCAUCAACAAAAUCAAUACUACUACAAUCAUCAGUAUUACGGACAGAAUCAGUACGAUGGAAGUUUCCCAACAUAUCACAACCAAAUACAGCAUAAUCUCCCCCCUCCUAAUAUGGAAAGCAUCGAAGAGCUCCCACGACCAUCUAAUUUACCAUUUAGCGGUUCCUCUCAUUCGUUAACGUCAUUUAAAUCAAAAACCACCCUUAAGUCACCAGCAGCAGCAGCUAUGACACCACAAAAUAACCAUAACUACAAUCCAAUCGACCAUCCAGAACUUUAUUUCCACCAAACAAACGGAUCAGAUUUGGGAUUAUCCUCAGAUCAAGCCUCCAGCAAUACAACACCAUCACAAAUUAACUCUGCAGGAAGCAAGGUAUUACCUCAUCAUUUGAGACAAUCCGUGGUGAUGACAAAUCCAAACGAGUUGUCUCAAAAUAACCUUUUCAAGCCAGCUGGAUCAUUCUCUCGUGCUGUAGCGGAUUCAAGAUCCAACAGUUUGAUGUCAAAUACUAACACUUAUCAACAACAGUUACAAGACACUUAUAUUAAAUCGAGAGUAAGCGGUAUUCUUGACGACACCGACGUUAUGCAUCCACCAAGCAUGGGGACUAUUCUACCGCACUCCGGAUCGCAAGAAGAUCUAAGAAAGCAGUUGGGCUCAUCACACAAUUACAAUGUCAUGUAA
Kluyveromyces lactis is the source of this 2067-nucleotide messenger RNA. Its product is annotated as SKG-like transmembrane protein. The record is from RefSeq and is a predicted model, not a curated record. The transcript has a single exon. The coding region runs from base 1 to 2067 and encodes 688 amino acids. NCBI's taxonomy places the organism in Eukaryota, Fungi, Ascomycota, Saccharomycetes, Saccharomycetales, Saccharomycetaceae.